GCAGGGAAAUGAGAAACCAAGUGAAGAAAAAAACAGAAUACAAUUCUUCUAUUUGCUGUCUAAGUUAAGAGAGAAGGAAAAAACUUUCUUUUUUUAUUAUUUAAAUUUUAUUUCCGUUUUCAAAUUUUCGAAAAACAGAGAAGAAGUUGUCAAAAACAUGGGAGAAGUAGUACUGUUUAUGGAGGAUUUGAAAUCAGGUUAUGAAAUUUCACACUGCAGAAUUUGCCAUGAAGAAGAAUUUGAAAGCUCUUCCACCUUGGAAGCUCCUUGUGCUUGCUCUGGAACUGUUCAGUUUGCUCAUAGAGAUUGUAUACAGAGAUGGUGCAACGAGAAAGGGAAUACAACAUGUGAAAUAUGUCUUCAUAAUUAUGAACCAGGAUACACAGCACCUCCAAAAAUUUCUCCACUAAUUGAAGCAGCAGUCACCAUUAGAGAUAGCUUGCAAAUUCCAAGAAGAGAACUACAAAGGGGAAGAAGAAGUGGUAGUGGUGGUGGAGUAGUGGUGGGCACCGCCGUGGCUGAAAACGAAAACUCUCAAUGCACGUCCGCCGCGGAUAGAAGCGUGUCUUGCUGUCGUACGCUGGCUCUACUCUUUACAGUAAUUUUGCUUGUGAGACAUCUCUUCGCUAUUGUAACUGGUGGACUAGAAGAAUACCCCUUUACUCUUGUUACUAUAAUUAUUUUAAGGACAACUGGCAUUAUACUCCCAAUGUUUGUAUUAGUUCGAACAAUCACAGCAGUUCAAAAUAGCAUCAAACGACAUAAUCAGGAUUCUGAUGAUGAUGACUCCUCAACUUUUGAUGGAGAUGAAGAAGAUGAAUUGUACCAACAUUUAGUAUAAAACGAUGCUCUUUCCUAGAUUUUCUAAUCAUUAUUAUUUUGUGUAUCUGGGCAUCUUUUCAAUGCCUUAUUUUAUUUUGAGGUAAAUUUUUAUAAAAAAAUCAAAAUCAAAAUCAAAAUCAUAAUUCUUUUUCAGAAGAUUUUAAGCAUUGUAGCAAAUCUUUCUUUGGCUAAUGGAAAAAUGUUAACCAUCCAAAUCCACCACCCAACCCACCCACUUAUUUUUUUUAAUGAAUAUAAAUUCAACCAUUCUGGUUUGUAAGAUGAACAACCAAACUUAUUAUGAGAUGAGUCACUUUGAAACAAA
Messenger RNA from Humulus lupulus (European hop), 1147 nucleotides. RefSeq lists its product as uncharacterized. Gene Ontology annotation, biological process: protein ubiquitination. Gene Ontology annotation, molecular function: zinc ion binding; ubiquitin-protein transferase activity. NCBI's taxonomy places the organism in Eukaryota, Viridiplantae, Streptophyta, Magnoliopsida, Rosales, Cannabaceae. The record is from RefSeq and is a predicted model, not a curated record. Bases 158 to 841 code for a protein of 227 amino acids. Gene Ontology annotation, cellular component: membrane. The transcript is spliced from 7 exons.